Messenger RNA from Perca fluviatilis (European perch), 1026 nucleotides. It is a transcript of the gene rasd4, whose product is annotated as rasd family member 4. NCBI's taxonomy places the organism in Eukaryota, Metazoa, Chordata, Actinopteri, Perciformes, Percidae. The transcript has a single exon. Bases 164 to 790 code for a protein of 208 amino acids. Gene Ontology annotation, molecular function: GTP binding; GTPase activity. The record is from RefSeq and is a predicted model, not a curated record.
GGCACACUCCCAUGCAUCUGCUAUCAUCAUCCCCUUCAACACAACUACAUCCAGCUCCAUCACUGACAUCAAAACAGUUUUCAGGAUCCACAGGCAAAGGGAGCAGAGAUUCUUUCAAGCAGUGUUUUAGAGAAGAAGAAAAAAAGAGCAACAGAAACUCAUCAUGUCUUUUGAAGUGAAGGAGAAGACGGAGGUGCGUCUGGUGUUUUUGGGAGCAGCAGGAGUGGGGAAGACAGCCCUCAUCCAACGCUUCCUCAAAGACACUUUUGAGCCCAAGCACCGGCGGACAGUGGAGGAGCUCCACAGGAAAGAGUACGAGGUGGCGGGUGUCAAGGUCACCAUCAGCAUCAUGGACACCAGCGGCAGCUACUCCUUUCCUGCCAUGCGGAAGCUCUCCAUCCAGAGCAGCGACGCCUUUGCCCUGGUCUACGCCGUGGAUGACCCAGGAUCCCUGGAGGCAGUCAAGAGUCUGCGAGAGGAGAUCCUGGAAGUCAAAGAGGACAGGUACACGCCUAUCGUGGUGAUAGGCAACAAGAUAGACCGUCGAGACGAGCGCCAGGUGUCCAGCAAGGACGUGCUGUCCAUGAUGGAGCUGGACUGGAACCACAGCUUCGUGGAGUCCUCUGCCAAAGACAACAUCAACGUGCUGGAGGCUUUCAGAGAGCUGCUCCAGCAGGCCAACCUGCCCAGUCGGCUGAGUCCAGCGCUGUGCCGGAGACGGGAAACCUUCCCCAAGGAGAGCAAAAAGCGACCUCCUCUGAACAAGACCAAGAGCUGCCUCGUCUCAUAAUGACGUGGAGCUGCUCGGAGGGCAACGACGUCUAAGGAGAUCGAGAGAAAACUGCCCAAAAAGAGACCGAAAGGGCUUUGUUGGUGGGGACGGACAGGCUGGAAAGCAUGGCAUCUAACCCCGUGACAGCAAUGGAGGCACAGAGAUGCAAGAAUGAGGAUGGACCAUGUAACCAUGAAAACAGAUACCACCUUAAAGUGCUCAUAUUAUGCUUUUUUGCUUUUCCCCUUUCCUGU